CGGCGGAAGUUUGAGUGAAAUGAGUCAAUAUAGUGUGAGAGUUCCCAGCUGUUACAGGCGCGUCCCAUAUCAGUGAGUCCGACUGAAUCCUCAGUUUCCUGUCAAAGAAGCAGAAGAACGCUGUAGAAUAAAGGAUAAGGAUGGAGCUAGAGAAUAAAUUCAAGAAGGUGACACUUGGUCAUGAGGAAGGAUCUGGUGCUCCAUGUUUAAAAUGCAAAGAAAAAUGUGAGGGAUUUGAACUGCAUUUUUGGAGGAAAAUAUGUAGAAACUGCAAAUGUGGCCAAGAAGAACAUAGCGUCCUUUCUAACAAUGAAGAUGAUCGGAAAGUGGGGAAGCUAUUUGAGGAUACAAAAUAUACAGCUCUUAUCGCAAAGCUGAAAACUGAUGGCAUACCCACCUAUAAACGAAACGUGAUGAUACUCACAAGCCCAGUUGCAGCAAAAAAGGACGUGUCCAUUAAUACCGUGACCUAUGAAUGGGCACCUCCAGUGCAAAACCAGGCCCUGGCCAGACGUUAUAUGGAACUAAUUCCAAAAGACAAACAGCCUGUCGCUGGUUCAGAAGGUGCUCAGUACAGAAAGAAGCAGUUGGCUAAGCAGCUGCCUGCUCAUGAUCAAGAUCCUUCCAAGUGUCAUGAAUUGUCUCCAAAUGAGGUGAAGCAAAUGGAGCAGUUUGUGAAGAAAUAUAAAAAUGAAGUCCUUGGUGUGGGAGAUGUCAAACUUCCCAAAGAAGUGGAGGCACAAGCUAGUGGAGCAGGUAGAUCAACUAAUGGAAGUUUGAGCACGCUUACAACUGUUAAGAGCACAGACGACAAGGUGGCUGCUCAGAAGGGAUCUACAUAUUAUUGUUUCCGGUGCAAAGAGAACAUGAGAGAAGGAGACCCCGCUGUAUAUGCUGAGCGUGCUGGAUAUGACAAGUUGUGGCAUCCUUCUUGCUUUGUCUGCUUCACUUGCAAUGAACUUCUAGUUGAUAUGAUCUAUUUCUGGAAAAAUGGAAAGCUGUACUGUGGAAGGCAUUACUGUGACAGUGAAAAGCCACGUUGUGCUGGUUGUGAUGAGCUGAUCUUCAGUAAUGAAUACACUCAAGCAGAAGGUCUGAACUGGCAUCUCAAGCAUUUCUGUUGCUUCGAUUGUGACAUUGUCCUUGCUGGAGAGAUCUACGUGAUGGUGAAUGAUAAAGCAGUCUGUAAGCCAUGCUAUGUGAAAAACCAUGCUGUGUCAUGCCAAGGCUGCCAUAAUGCCAUCGACCCUGAGGUUCAGCGUGUGAGUUAUAAUGGCUUCCACUGGCAUGCAGCACCAGAGUGCUUUAUUUGCUCAUGUUGCAGCAAGUGUCUGAUUGGACAGAAGUUCAUGCCCAUUGAAGGAAUGGUGUUCUGCUCAGUGGAGUGCAAGAAAAAAAUGUCUUCAUAAUGAACAAAUGGAAAUAUCCGUUUAAAUGCUUAUUUUCAAGUGAUGAUCUGCAAGCAUUUUCAUGCCUAUGACAUUUUCUACAAAUUCACAACAAAUCCAUAAAUAGAAUAUUACACUGCUGUAGUGAAGAAAUAUAUAAAGCAUUUGUAUUUUUCAUACUGUGGCAUUCAGAAAUUGCAUAUGUGUGUAUAUAAAGGUUCUGUAAAGUGGAAGAUGGUAAUGUCAAA
Xenopus laevis (African clawed frog) is the source of this 1636-nucleotide messenger RNA. RefSeq names its product testin LIM domain protein L homeolog (gene tes.L). Gene Ontology annotation, molecular function: zinc ion binding. NCBI's taxonomy places the organism in Eukaryota, Metazoa, Chordata, Amphibia, Anura, Pipidae. The record is from RefSeq and is a predicted model, not a curated record. Gene Ontology annotation, cellular component: focal adhesion; cell cortex; cytoplasm. The transcript is spliced from 7 exons. The coding region runs from base 141 to 1409 and encodes 422 amino acids.